This is a messenger RNA of Mizuhopecten yessoensis (Yesso scallop), 3450 nucleotides long. RefSeq lists its product as uncharacterized. The transcript is spliced from 5 exons. The record is from RefSeq and is a predicted model, not a curated record. The coding region runs from base 359 to 1660 and encodes 433 amino acids. NCBI's taxonomy places the organism in Eukaryota, Metazoa, Mollusca, Bivalvia, Pectinida, Pectinidae.
CAUGCUCAUCGGUGAUUCUUCUACAACAAACUGUGAAUGUGGAAGAUUUGAAAACAGGAAUAUAAUUAUAACACAAAAAACACGCAUUUCAAAUCAAGAUGAAGCCAGGACGUCAUCUGCGGAAAGGAAUCACAAAAUUCGCUUGGUACAUUUGAAAACAUCGUUACGACGAUUACUUUUGUUGAAUUUGAAGCUUAACAUUUAUAAGAGGAAACCGUUAACAUGGCGUUAUCAAAAAGGGGAAAAUAAUGUAGCUGCAAAAAGUAUACAAACGCUAAACUAUACUCUGUUAUAUUGCCUCUGGAUUUAACAUUUGUUGAAUUGUACCAGCUUGAAUUUGGUGGUCUUAAAGACGAUAAUGAAUCAGCAUCAGUAUCCCGGAGUUGUAGUUGGUUUCCUAACACUAAUGGGGUGUGUUUCCCGAGGUCCAGCCACACAACUAACCACUAUGGUUUUACAUCAGGAGACAAAGUCAUGGAAUGAGGCUAGACAAGUGUGCAGCGCGGACGGUGGAAAGCUCUUAUCAAUACAAAAUCCUUAUAAGUUAGCGGAUCUUCUGUAUAUGGAUUCUCUACCGUCGUGGAACAGCAGAGUAAUGACUGCGGACUUAUGGUUCGGAUUACACACUGAUGUAGGCGCCUCCUGUAACUUGGUACAGUAUAAAUGGGAUGACGGAGAACCCCUAGGGAGUUGGUCGGAUUGGUUUGCUGGAUCUUACACGGAACCUAACAGUUGCGAGUCUGACCUAUGUAGCCGCAUCUCCGCAUCCAAAUGGAAGACAAUUGGUUGUACCAAUCAAUAUGGAUUUGUUUGCGAAUAUCUCGGAGGAACAUGUGGCUUUGAAACUGUGGCAGACAAAAUGUUCACGAGAGGACCUGAAAGCAGCGAUAUCCUGGAUGCUCAAAACGUUUUUGUAAAGAUGGAGUCGACAGCUAAUCUGGCAAUGUGCCUGGAGGCGUGCCAAACCUCUUCCGUUGGUGACCUGGAUUGCUGGUUUGUAUUGACAAACACCAGUAACGCAGACAUAUGUUAUCUGUAUUACACCCAUGACAAAUACCUGGCAGACAAAGCUGAACACAUAACGGAAACCACGGGAACGAGCAUCCAUGUCAAGCGAUGUGGCAGCGUUGCUGUUUAUGGUGAAACAACAACUACAGCAUCGACAACAACGACUGAGGCGGCAUGUGUGGAGCUGACAACAACAACAGCGUCUGCUGCGACAACUACAGCAGCGCAAACAACUACAACAGUGAUGACAACAACAACUGCACAGAAAACAACCACGACAACUACCGAACCAACAACCAUUGCCGCUACUCAAACAACGGACGGUGUGGAAUGUUUAAAAUACAGUAAUGAAACAAUAUCUUACACUGCCAGUGAACUUCAAGCACAACUGCUUCAACUCAAGGCGGAUCUUACAGUAUUAAAAACUAGUACAAAUCGACACAUGAGAACGCUCACGAGUGUGUACGAUGGUCGGAGUAGCGCGGUCAAUAUCGGGGUGAUAGGAAGCUUAUUCCUCGUUGUGAUUCCUGUGCUUUUCUUCAUUGCUGACAUGCCGAUUUUGUACAAACACAUAAGGGGUCGCUGGGAUGACGACGAUGACGACGAUGAUGUCGAUGAUGAUGGAGUUGACAAAAACAAGAUGGUGCUGUAAACACUGAUCGGCUACCCCGAUAUCAACAUCAUAACACCAGGAUUGCAUUAACUGUAUCAUGAACACACGUGUAAUACAUGUAACAUCUACCGGAGCUGUUGUUUUGAUGUACAUUAACAUUGUUCAAAUGUAAGACCACCGUUUGUACGACUUUAUUGCAUCUUACAGGAAUUUUACAUCUAGAAACGCCAUAUUAGACGUCACGUAUUAGCACCACUUACAGUUUGAAAGUCACAAUGUACAAAGACACUGUAUAUAUACUAUUUAAUCGGUUUUCUAUGGUAUAUGCUAAUGCGCUUGUCACAUUCCACAUGUGUUAUUUAUAAUAUAUGACUGAUAUUUGUCUUCAUAUCACUGAGAUUUGUCUUCAUAUGACUGAGACUUGUCUUCAUAUCACUGAGAUUUGUCUUCAUAUCACUGAGACUUGUCAUCAUAUCACUGAGAUUUGUCUUCAUAUCACUGAGAUUUGUCAUCAUAUCACUGAGAUUUGUCAGCAUAUCACUGAGAUUUGUCUUCAUAUCACUGAGAUUUAUCAUCAUAUCACUGAGAUUUGUCAUCAUAUCACUGAGAUUUGUCAUCAUAUCACUGAGAUUUGUCUUCAUAUCACUGAGAUUUGUCAUCAUAUCACUGAGAUUUGUCAUCAUAUCACUGAGAUUUGUCUUCAUAUCACUGAGAUUUGUCAUCAUAUCACUGAGAUUUGCCAUCAUAUCACCGAGAUUUGUCUUCAUAUGACGGAAUUGCCCAUCCUUUUUUAAUACACGUCUUUUUGUUACCCCAGCUGUUCUGAGGGCAUUAAACCUCUUUCAAAUAUUACAUAAUAUAAGCUUUGACAAUAGUAUAUCUAAUGUACAGUAUGCAUACAUUUAAUUUCUUUCUUUCCAAAAUCGAUUGCCAUGCAUUGUAAUGUUAUAAAGGAUCUCUGGCCCACUGUGGGAUUGUUAUCUAAACAAUAAACUCAAAUGUUUGUUAUAAAUGUAUAACUUUUAGGCUAUGACACCACCGUCGAUAGGGACGCCCAGUCGCUAAGAGCGAUAGUAUAACAAUCGGAAAACCAAGGCUUGAGUUCCAGACUAGCUACGCUGAAGUGUUACACCUAUAACACUGUUAUAUUUUGUUGAUUACAUCUUCAUUAUUUGAUCAUGAACAUUCCGCAAAGUACGUGUUCUUUCAAAAGCUAUAGUAUUGACGAGUCCAAAACAAAUGCCGAUGCGUAUUUAUUUUUUGCAGUGGUAAGACUACCCUUAAAAUUGACGAUUGACUGCUUUAAUAUAUAGUGCAAUCUUUCGAAUAGAGUCACGGGGAUAAUUCAUUCAAAUGUUCGUAUAGCAGAAAUCUUCAAACAAGUGCUUUAUGGUUUAAAAAGGAAAACAGUAUUCAAAAUUCACUAAUUUCUACUAAUUCUAAUUUAUAAGGAUAUUCUGGAAACCCUAGGAAUGCUUAGUCUUUUACGUAAGCUGCUUGUUUGGUCAUGAAUACUUUUAGCUCUUUUUUACUUAUAUAAAAAGCUUUAUCAUUUAAUUAUCAAAAAUGUAUUUCACUCAUAAAAUGUAUUUCAACUUCAGUAAAAAUGACACAAUGCAUACGAAAGGUACUUGUAUUGGUUCAAAGACACCUUCAGCGCAAGUUUGAAAUUUUAAUUUUGCUAAUAGCUUGUGUACAUAUACUACAACACUAUUUUUCAGUCAGUUGCAGUCCUAUAGCGUCUGAUAACUCUGGAUAUGAUUUAGUCUAUUGCCCUGUAAAUAUGCUUUAUAAACAUUGUAUCUUUGUGUUUUUAUCAAUAAACAGUA